Equus quagga is the source of this 2617-nucleotide messenger RNA. RefSeq names its product aph-1 homolog A, gamma-secretase subunit (gene APH1A). Bases 1221 to 2045 code for a protein of 274 amino acids. Gene Ontology annotation, biological process: Notch receptor processing; protein processing; positive regulation of catalytic activity. Gene Ontology annotation, molecular function: protein-macromolecule adaptor activity. Lineage: Eukaryota; Metazoa; Chordata; Mammalia; Perissodactyla; Equidae. Gene Ontology annotation, cellular component: membrane; endoplasmic reticulum; gamma-secretase complex. The record is from RefSeq and is a predicted model, not a curated record. The transcript has 6 exons.
GCAAAAAAAGGAGGAUUGGCAGCAGAUGUUACCUCAGGGCUAAUCUUCCUCAAAAAAAAAAAAAAAAAGAAAAGAAAAAGAAACCAAUAUUCCAGAUUCCUUCACUUUCCCAUUCUGGUACUCUUUUGCCUAAACCUUCUCCCUAAGGACUAACCCCACCCCCAUCUAAAAUCGGUUACUAUACUCUCCUCUCCUACUUUAACUUUCUUUCACUCUAAUACAAAAUGCUUGCCCCUUCCUCCAGCCUGAGGAAAAGACACCACUGAGGUUCACUUUCAGAAAAUAAAUAGAGGAAGUAUGACAAAAGGAACUGAGUGACUUGGGCGGGGGUGGGACGCGGGUAUGACACAUGACACACACACGUGUCAUUUUCCUUCAACCCCAUCUCUCUAAUUGCUUUUUACAGUUUUAACUCUGAAUCCCCUCUAAGCUCCUUCCUAGCAUUGCUCUCUUGCUUCUGAUUCUCUUGUCAUUACAGAUGAAAUCUUCAUUAGCGAUACCGUAUUGCAUGUUUCCUAUACUAGUCUGUUCAAAGAGCUCCUACUUUUAAGUCUAACCUUCAUCUCUUAGGCUGUAGCUCUAGCCCAUUUCCUUUCAUUCAAGUAAGAACAAUACCCGUCCCUAUCUCUCUGCACCCCUUAUCCUGUGCUCUCUUUGUAUUUAUCCCUUAGGUUCUAACAGGAUCUUCCCCCUCUACAGUUCUUCAAGAAGAGAUGGGAUUGCUACCACCCUUCCCCAGAAAAUAACGAAAGGAAACCGCGGCCAAGGCCCAGCCGAACCCAGGAAACCGUGCCCCACCCAGGCCCAGUCCCUGCCCACACCCUUUAACCGGCUCCAGCCACUCCCGGGACCGAGGUCGAGGGCUCAAACGGGCAGCGGGACUACAACUCCCAGCAGGUUGUGCAACCACGCCCCCGCCUCCGCAGCUCCCGCCCGCCCCCCGAUUCUCCAUUGGCCUUCCGGGGGUGGGGAUUAAAUGGGAGGUGGCCGAGAGGCUGCGGCCGGGGUUUGUCCCCUGCUCGGCUUCCGUAGAGGAAGGCGCCCAGACCUGAAUCUGGGAUUUCGGUUCCCCCCCUACCCCUUCCCCGGGGUCCGGGGGUGACAUUGCACCGCGCCCCUCACGGGGUCGCGUCGCCACCCUACGCGUACUCCCUAGCUGGCGUGCUCUUCCCAUUCGCCUCUCUUGGCCCGGCCUCCACCCCGCCCCCAGCUGCCCAGCCAUGGGGGCCGCGGUGUUUUUCGGAUGCACUUUCGUCGCUUUCGGCCCGGCCUUUGCACUUUUCUUGAUCACUGUGGCUGGAGACCCGCUUCGCGUCAUCAUCUUGGUCGCGGGGGCAUUUUUCUGGCUGGUCUCCCUGCUCUUGGCCUCUGUGGUCUGGUUCAUCUUGGUCCAUGUGACCGACCGGUCAGAUGCCCGGCUCCAGUAUGGUCUCCUGAUAUUUGGUGCUGCGGUCUCUGUCCUUCUACAGGAGGUGUUCCGCUUUGCCUACUACAAGCUGCUUAAGAAGGCAGAUGAGGGGUUAGCAUCGCUGAGUGAGGACGGAAGAUCGCCCAUCUCCAUCCGCCAGAUGGCCUAUGUUUCUGGUCUUUCCUUCGGUAUCAUCAGUGGUGUCUUCUCUGUUAUCAAUAUUUUGGCCGAUGCACUUGGGCCAGGUGUGGUUGGGAUCCAUGGAGACUCACCCUAUUACUUCCUGACUUCAGACAUUCCUGAACCCCUGGUACGAGGCCAGCCUGCUGCCCAUCUAUGCAGUCACUGUUUCCAUGGGACUCUGGGCCUUCAUCACAGCUGGAGGGUCCCUCCGAAGUAUCCAGCGCAGCCUUUCGUGCCGACGGCAGGAGGACAGUCAGGUGAUGGUGUAUUCUGCCCUGCGCAUCCCACCCGAGGACUGAGGGAACCUGGGGGGGACCCCUGGGCCUGGAGUGCCCUCCUGAUCUCCUCGCCCUGUAUUGCUCCAUCUCCAGUACUGGUCAGUGCAGGUUGCCAAGAAAAGGGACCUAGCUUAGCCAUUGCCAUGGAGAUGAAAUUAAUGGAGGCUCAAGGGUAGACGAGCUCUGAGUUACCCAGUACCCCCUCCCCAGAAUGGACAUCUUGGUCUUUUUCUCAGGUCUGAGGGGAGCCAUUUUUGGUGUGAUAAAGAACCCAAACUGCCUUUUUUUGUGUGUAUGGGGAGGAGGUAUGUUGGAAUUCUUCUCCUAACCUCCUUGGACUGUAUUUUCCCUCCUCAAAUUGCUCCUCGUGUCUGGGCUCAUAUCUGUCCACCUUUCCACAUGGUCCCAGGCCUUGGUGGAAAGGAAGGAAGUGCAUGUUUGGGAACUGGUAUUACUGAAACUAAUGUUUUAACCUCCUCGACCACCAGCGUCCCUCCUCUCCCCAAGGUGAAGUGGAGGGUGCUGCCGUGAGCUGGCCCACUCCAGAGCUGCAUUGCCACUAGAGGAGUCAGACUACCAUGACAUUGCAGGGAAGGAGGGCAGAAUUUUUUCUAGUUUUUAAUUAGGGUGUGUGGGGGGCAGGGAGGUUUUCUAUAAACUGUAUCAUUUUCUGCUGAGGAUGGCAUGACCCAUCCUUUUAAUCAAGGUGAUUGUGAUUUUGACUAAUAAAAAGGACUUUAUAAUUGUG